AUGCAGGGUGAUAUAGCCAGGUUGCAGGGUGAUAUAGCCCGGUUGCAGGGUGACAUAGCCAGGUUGCAGGGUGACAUAGCUCGGUUGCAGGGUGACAUAGCCAGGUUGCAGGGUGAUAUAGCCCGGAUGCAGGGUGAUAUAGCCCGGAUACAGGGUGAUAUAGCCCGGAUGCAAGGUGAUAUAGCCCGGUUACCGGCUGAUAUAGCUAGGUUACCGGCUGAUAUAGCCCGGUUGCAGGGUGACAUAGCCAGGUUGCUGGGUGAUAUGAAGACCAAAGAUGGAGCUGUGUGUACAACAUCACAGUUUUUGUGUGAGGAGCACCACCACUGUAUAUUUGUGAGAUACCGCUGUAACGGCCAGGAGGACUGUCUUGAUGGAUCCGACGAACACAACUGUGAAGAGAACCCAUGUGCAGACCAGUUCCCAUGUCUGAAUGGUCACUGUGUGGACCGAAGUCGUGUGUGUGACGUCCAUCACGAGAAUGACUGCGGGGAUUGGUCAGACGAACAGUGCCUGUACUUACCACAGUACCAAACUGCAGUAAAUGAGACAACUGUUGACUUCCCACCUGAGGAUACUACAGAGGAGGACCAGAUGACUUGGCUAAAAACUACCGUCUACGCUGUCAUCGGCUGUACUGUGGGGAUUGUCCUGUUUAUUUCCAUCAUCGUUGUGGUUGUGUUUCGUAUCAGGAUGAAGCGUGAUGCAUGUCACCAAAGAGAGAGGGCCCUGCAACAACACCAGGGGAUACAACCGUCCUCAUCUCACAAUUCACGACGGAGUGGGGAACCUCAGGAGAGUCAGCCAUUUAUAGAAGGACGACAGAAUUAUGGCAAUAUUAUUGUGAAUGUUAAUAAUGGUGUCCAGUAUGUGCCAAUGUCGGAGUUUGUGGUGAUGGAGUCGCCACCGACUUAUUCCGAGGUAGUUGAGGAAAUACAGGUUCAGCGUAACUCUCCCCCGCCCGAUUACAGUACCCUAGAUAGAUUUCCACAGAGGCCAAACUCACUACAAGUACAGACAGCAGCCAGUAACCAUCAAACACCACACCGAUGUACAAGACGAACAGCACCAUCUAGUGAUGACCAAGGGACACUACCCCCUUAUACUACAGACUCUCGCCCACCUACACAUUCAGUGUCUGUCCAGACCACCCGAAGCCAAACUUCAGGUCAAGGUCAGACAGGGCGAGCACAUUAUCAGCGAGGUGGAGAUUCAACACGAACUUCAACCUCUCGGGGCCUGUCUAAGCAACCAAAUAUGGCAGUGCAUGGUGGACAGAUAAUCCUCCGUGACCAGCACCUCCCUACAAUUCAAAGCUGUUCCCCAACCUCAAGUGAAGCCACCACAAGUGGUACACAGCCAUCACAGUUACAAGUACAGGGUGGGCAGAUCAUGUUGAGUGGUUCAAGAGGUAUCUCUGCCUCUCCUACCACACACCAGGGGACUAGUUCAGAUGUACCAGUGACAUCUUCUAGUGCUGAGAGAGAGCUACCUCCACUGCCGUCAUCUGAACAUUGUUUUGCUCCACCUGGUGGCAGCCAACAGGAAGUGUUAUCAACACAGUCCGGUGGCACACAAGGAAGGCCACCUAGUGACACUAGUCGUAGUGAGGGACAAUUGGCUGGUAGUCUUGUGUCUGCUUCAUCACCCCAAAAUCCCUUAAAUAUAGUAUCUUCACCUCCACCUCUGACUAAUGUAUCCUCAUCUCUACCCAUCAAUAUUUUACCUCAUGUAUCUCCUGUUUUACCUGCAAAUGUUGAUACUCCUCCUAUACCCAGAAACACUGAAUCCUCACCUAUACCCAGAAACACUGAAUCCUCACCUAUACCCAGAAACACUGAAUCCUCACCUAUACCCAGAAACACUGAAUCCUCACCUAUACCCAGAAACACUGAAUCCUCACCUAUACCCAGAAACACUGAAUCCUCACCUAUACCCAGAAACAUUGAAACCCCACCUCUACCCAGAAACAUUGAAACCCCACCUCUACCCAGAAACAUUGAUUCCCCACCUCUACCCAGAAACAUUGAGUCACAGUCUUUACCCAGAAACAUUGAGUCACAGUCUUUACCCAGAAAUAUUGAGUCACAGUCUCUGCCAAGAAAUAUUGAGUCACAUCCUCUGGUAGCACGCAAUGAGUCACAGCCACUACCAGUAAACAGCGAGUCACAUGACCUACCUCCACCACAUAUACAAUCGUCUCCCGUGGAUACUGUGUUGUUUCCAUUGGAUACCAUGUUAUCAACUCCACCAGCUAGUGUUGUGUCUGAACUAAACGCAGGAAACUCUUCCGUGUUACAAGGUGCAGAGGUCAACAGUUUAACAAGUGAGGAGCCUAAUCUUGUGUGUGGACCUGGGACCUCGUCUGUGAUUAGCCCUGGGGACAACCUGGGGGGUUUGCCGUUAGGCUGUGAGGGAGGGUCAAAAGAGGAAACUGAAGGUCUGUAUGAUGCUCCCUGGGAACGCGAUCUUGAUCUGUUUAUAUCGGAGAUCCCUGAUCAAUGUGUGCCAAGUCAAUCAGACCCUUUAUUAAACCAGAACCAUUCUAACUCUUCUCCAGAUCUUGUAGACAUUGAGUGUGAAGGGAACACAAACCUUGACUCCCUGUCACAAAGUACUUCACCAUCUGGUGCACACAACUACGAAUCAAUCGACGAGCUUCGUAACUACAGAACAUGUGACGCUCCCUCAUUGGCUACUUCCAGUGCUAACAGUACAUUACAGGUUGUCAAUGGUAGAAUCUGUUUAUCAAAUCAAAACACCUUUCCACGCAUGUCAGAUUCUCAUCAUAACUCUACCAACGUUCCAAAGACUUCAGACAACAGCACUUCAUCAGGACCUGGACAACUCACGGUCCGAGACGGCAAUAUCGUUUUUACAUAAUCAUAAAUUAUUUGUGUUAAACCUUUAUCAAAGAUGUAAAGGAUGUAAUUUGAUUAUUUGUUGUGUGUUGUGAAAUCUAUGCUUUAUGUUGUAAAGACGAAGGCAACUCUACUUAAAUGGCAUCUACUUAUUAUAUAUGAUAACAUAAACAUUUAUAAUCUUGAUUUAUGAUAAUGGUUGCUAAUUCUAUCCAGGUAAUUUAAAUCAGUGAUGGUCACUAGAAUACAGGUUUUUGGCCUGGAUUGAUAAUGCUAUCAGGUAAUUUAACUCGAUCAUCAUCAUCAUUGUUAUCAAUGAUAUUGCAUUUCUGAUCAAAACAAGAAAGAGGGGCAUUGAUUCAAUAGCUUUUUGUUGUAAUGUUCAUUGAUUUAAGAAACAAUUUUACCUGGUUCUUAUAAAAGAAAAUGUUUUGCUGAUCCUCCUGGUCCUGGUGUUCUUACACACCCAAAAAUGCAAGUAUAAUGAAUGAUGUACUGGAGUCUUGUGUAUGAGAACAUGCAAAAAGAAUUUUUUAAAUGAAGUUGAUAUAAAAAAAAUUAUGUAUGUAUGGCAAAAAAAUGAAUGCACAAUAUUUAUUUUCUUUUAUAUUAAUUGUUUCAAAAACUUUUAAGAAAAUGAGUUAUUUUUCAUAAAAUCAAAUUUUUGUUAUUUUUCUCUGCAAAACUUUUGUUAAGUAUUUCAGAAAUUCGAUGUCGGAUAUAUAUUUCAUCACAAUUUAAAUAAAUAUUUUAAUGCAAGUGAAAUCAACAUAUUUGAUAUUGAGUGUUGUAAUGUAGAACAGACAAUAAGACCAGAGAAAUGUCUCAUAUAAUUGAUCCACAGUAUGAGAGGUGUUAUACCUGUCACUGGGACUUUGUAUGUGUGAGGUGUUGUGUAUACUGGGUUAUACCUGUCACUGGGACUUUGUAUGUGUGAGGUGUUGUGUAUACUGGGUUAUACCUGUCACUGGGACUUUGUAUGUGUGAGGUGUAUACUGGGUUAUACCUGU
Molecule: messenger RNA, 3871 nt
Organism: Pecten maximus
Lineage: Eukaryota; Metazoa; Mollusca; Bivalvia; Pectinida; Pectinidae
Product: flocculation protein FLO11-like
Exons: 4
Coding region: 1-2883 (960 amino acids)
Cellular component (GO): plasma membrane
Molecular function (GO): protein binding
Source: RefSeq, a predicted model, not a curated record